This is a messenger RNA of Punctularia strigosozonata HHB-11173 SS5, 2943 nucleotides long. Its product is annotated as glycoside hydrolase family 2 protein. Gene Ontology annotation, molecular function: beta-mannosidase activity. The record is from RefSeq and is a predicted model, not a curated record. The transcript has 20 exons. Lineage: Eukaryota; Fungi; Basidiomycota; Agaricomycetes; Corticiales; Punctulariaceae. Gene Ontology annotation, biological process: carbohydrate metabolic process; glycoprotein catabolic process. The coding region runs from base 123 to 2762 and encodes 879 amino acids.
AAGAAUCUCGGCUACACAUUGGGAUAUAAUCUGCCACUUCACUGUAGCUCUCUUCCUGCACAACGAUCUCGUCUCCUCGAUAAGAUAUCAUACUCAGAUCACUGCUUCUACACGUCGUUAUCAUGGCUAGCAGUGUUCAAAGGCUCAUCGAGGACGGCUGGCACUUUACGCAGAGAGGUGGUGGACUCGGUACGAAGGACGGAGAAUGGAUCGCCGUUUCCCAGUUUCCAACAACGGUUCAUGUGGAAUUGCUUACACUGCGACGUAUUCCGGACCCGUUCAUCGGACUGAACGAAUGGGAAGUUCAGUGGGUUGGAGAGGCGUCAUGGUCAUUCAAAACGGCUUUCGCUGUCUCUGAGGGCGAAUUAGCUUCGCCUCAUGCCGACCUCGUUUUCGAAGGUUUAGACACAUUUGUUGUGAUCUAUCUGAACGGAUCAAAAAUCCACGAGUCGGAUAAUCAGUUCCUUAGCCACCGAAUUUCUGUCAAGGGUGGUUUGAAGGCCGGAGCGAAUGAACUCCUGCUGGAGUUUGACAGCGCCUUCCUCCGGGGAAGAGAAAUCGAGAAGCAGCACGGCAAGCUAGGGCUAUGGAACGGCGACUCCAGCCGGCUUCAUGUUCGCAAGGCACAGUAUAACUAUGGAUGGGACUGGGGACCCGUCCUCAUGACCACUGGACCCUGGCGCCCCAUAUUCCUACACACGUACGAGACUCGGAUUGACGACCUUGACAUCCGUAGCAAAGUUAGCCCAUCAUUGGACGUAUUUUUGUCCGUGGAUUGCACGCUGUCGCAUGAUGUGGCUUGCACCUCAUCUGUCGCGUUGGUCGAUGCCAGCGGAAAUCGUGUGAUCGGCGGAUCCAACCUCACUGUGAAGAACGGGUAUGCUCGCGCGGAGUUUUCUCUGAGCGCGGGGACUGUAGAUCUCUGGUAUCCCGUGGGCUACGGGAAACAACCCAUCUACACUGUGGAGGUGCAAAUCGCAGAUGAGGCUGGCAAGGUGCUAGAUUUCAAGUCGCAGAAAAUCGCGUUCAGGCGCGCUCAAGUAGUGCAGGAGAAGUUGAUUGACCAAGAGGGUUUGACGUUUCUCUUUGAAAUCAACAAUAUACGCGUCUUCUGCGGUGGCUCGAACUGGAUCCCAGCAGAUUCAUUCCUUACCACCAUGACCACCGAUCGUUACAAAGCAUGGCUUAAACUCCUCGUGGAUGGGAACCAAAAUAUGAUCCGAGUAUGGGGAGGUGGCAUAUACGAGCCUGACCUAUUCUACGACUUGUGCGACGAGAUGGGAAUUCUAGUUUGGCAAGACUUCAUGUUCGGAUGCGGCCAGUACCCGGCAUACGACUCUUUUCUUAAAUCGGUGACCAAAGAAGCCGAGCAAAAUGUCAAGAGAUUGAGGCAUCAUCCGUCAUUGGUUAUCUUCGCUGGUAACAACGAAGAUUAUCAGAUCGCUGAAUCUUUACAUCUUGAGUUGGACUACUCGGAUGAAACGUCGGACUUCCGAAAGACGAACUUCCCCGCACGCCACAUCUACGAGCGAGUUCUGCCCUCCGUCGUGGAGAAGUACUCAGAUGUCUUCUAUCACCGUAGUUCCCCUUACAGUGGCCAAGGACAGCCAACGACUGAUAAAACACUCGGUGAUCUUCAUCAGUGGAACGUAUGGCACGGAUCCCAGGAGCCAUGGCACAAUUGGGAUAUCCUUGCCGGUAGAUUCGUCUCAGAGUUUGGCAUGGAGGGCUACCCAAACAUCCGUACAGUUGACUACUGGCUAGGAGGAGACAAAACUGAGCGGUACCCGCAGUCAAGGGUGAUGAAUAAUCAUAAUAAAGCAGACGGGUUUGAGCGUCGUCUUGAGUUAUACUUGAUGGAAAACUUCAAGCACGCCUUCGACAUCGAGAGCUACGUUUAUUACACACAGGUGAUGCAGGCCGAAACCUUGGCUGCAGCAUAUCGUCUGUGGCGACGGAAUUGGAAAGGUAAGGGCCGAGAAUAUACAGCAGGUGCUCUCGUGUGGCAGAUCAACGAUUGUUGGCCUACCACGUCGUGGGCGAUCAUCGAUUACUUCCUGCGACCGAAGCCCGCCUAUUUUGCCAUAGCAAGGGAACUGCGCCCGUUCACCGUCGGCAUGACGCGCAAGGAGAAGAAGACAUACAAGGACGAUCGUAGUGCCGCUAAUUUCACGAUCAAGACCGUCCUGGAGGUAUGGGGAACAAACCGGACGCUUUCGGACAAGAGCGCAAAUCUCGAGGUUACGUUCUAUGAUCUCGAGUCAGACUGGAAGGAUCAAUGGUGCAAGGACGUGGUGCUCGCAUCUAACCAGGCGACCGAGUUAUAUCAGGGUGAACUGUCCGGACAGCCCACAAGAACGAAGCUCAGCGAGGUACCGAAAACUAUCGUUGUUUCGGCACGACUGGUGGAUGAAGGUGGUGCGGUGCUCGGACGGUAUUCAAACUGGUCAGUUCCGCCGUUUAUGGGCGAAUGUCAGAUGUUUGAAGCCUUGGAUAUUGCCAGGCCCGAGCCGUUCAAGUUCAUCAAGUUCCCAGAUCGUGAUUCGGUGGGACUGAAGGUUACUAUGGGCACUGACGGCGAAAGCGUUGAACUGAGCUCCAAGAAACCGAUCAAAGGCAUCAUUCUUGAUGUAGAGGGCGAAGAUGUUGAAUGGAGCGACCAGGCAAUCGAUCUUGUGCCUGACGAUCCACAGAUAGUGCGGGCAAAAGGGCUCAAGGGUCGGAAGGUCCGUGCACGGUUUCUCGGUGAUGGUUCGGCAUAGUUUCCAUUGACUCUAGACUGAUGCCUGUGAUGCACUACGAAUAUUGAUUGUGCGUCGCUUCGUUUGCCCCGCCCCCUGACGGUGCCACAUUGAGAUAUGUUACCUGAGCUCGCUCAAGUAUCUCUCAACCCGGAAAUUAAUAAGCAGCGUGUGCAGUGCGGAUUACUUAUAAUGAAUCACG